CACUCCAUCAACGUCCACAAUCAAACACCACCACCUACCUCCAACUCCUCCACCACCACCACCACCACCACUCCACCACAAACAACAACAACAAUAACAAUGGAAACACCAACAUGGGCAGCCUACGCCGCCGCAUGGUUAGCAACAGCAGCCAUCCUCCUCCUCUCCACCCACCUCCGCCGCCGCCGCACCCCCAAACUCAACCUCCCACCAGGCCCCAAACCCUGGCCAAUAAUCGGAAACCUAAACCUAAUCGGCUCUCUCCCCCACCGCUCCAUCCACGACCUGUCCCAAAAAUACGGCCCAAUCAUGCACCUCCGCUUCGGCUCCUUCCCGGUGGUCGUCGGCUCCUCCGUCGACAUGGCCAAAAUCUUCCUCAAAACCAUGGACGUAACCUUCGUUGGUCGCCCUAAAACGGCCGCCGGAAAGUACACCACCUACAACUACUCCGACAUCACCUGGUCCCCUUACGGCCCUUACUGGCGCCAAGCUCGCAAAAUGUGUUUAAUGGAGCUUUUCAGCGCCAAACGCCUCGAAUCCUUCGAAUACAUUCGAAACGAAGAAAUGAAAUCUCUCCUCACACAACUCUUUAAGUUGUCUGGCGAUUCGAUCCUGUUGAAACAUCAUUUGUCUACCGUAAGUUUGAAUGUGAUUAGUCGGAUGGUUUUGGGGAAAAGGUACUUGGAUGAAGAUGAGGAGGAUUCGAUUGUGAGUCCCGAUGAAUUUAAGAAGAUGUUGGAUGAGUUGUUCUUGUUGAAUGGGGUGUUUAAUAUUGGGGAUUCGAUUCCGUGGAUCGAUUUCUUAGAUUUGCAAGGGUAUGUGAAGAGGAUGAAGGUUUUGGCGAAGAAGUUUGAUAGGUUUUUGGAACAUGUUCUUGAUGAGCAUAAUGAGAGGAGGAAGGUUGAGGGAGAUGAGUUUGUGGCUAAGGAUAUGGUGGAUGUGUUAUUAGAGCUUGCUGAUGAUCCUACUCUCGAAAUCAAACUUCAGAGACAUGGCGUCAAGGCUUUCACCCAGGACCUACUCGCGGGUGGAACCGAGAGCUCGGCAGUAACUGUAGAAUGGGCAAUCUCGGAGCUCCUGAAAAAACCCGAGAUCUUCAAAAAGGCAACCGCAGAGCUAGACCGGGUCAUCGGGCGAGAUAGAUGGGUUGAAGAAAAGGACAUAGCAAACCUACCUUACAUCGAAGCAAUCGUCAAAGAAACAAUGAGAAUGCACCCGGUGGCUCCAAUGCUUGUCCCCCGGCAAUGCCGUGAAGAUUGCAAGGUGGCCGGCUACGACAUUGCCGAGGGAACGCGGAUCCUCGUCAGCGUCUGGACAAUCGGGCGUGACCCGGAAUUAUGGGAUGCCCCGAAUGAAUUUUGCCCCGAUAGGUUUAUUGGAAAGGCAAUUGAUGUGAAAGGGCAUGAUUUCGAGUUGUUGCCGUUCGGGGCGGGUCGGAGGAUGUGCCCGGGUUAUAGUCUCGGGUUGAAAGUGAUUCAGGCAAGUUUGGCAAAUCUCUUACAUGGGUUUACUUGGGAUUUGCCAAGGAAUGUGAAUAGAGAGGAUCUGAAUAUGGAGGAAAUAUUUGGGCUUUCGACGCCUAAGAAGUUUCCACUCAUCGCCGUCGUUCAACCUCGGCUUCCACUUCAUCUCUAUGCUAUGUGAAACAAUGGUGGUUUGCUUUUGAUGUUUCAAAAAUAUUAGUAAUUACAUUUUGCCAAAAGUGGGCUUGCUUGCCUUCAUAGAUUUGUAGUCAUUUUGUAAUAAUGUUUAAAAUGUUGUGUCUGAUCCAAAUAUAAACUCUCUGUAUUGUGUGAUGUAACUUAUUUUAAGUUGAAAACUUAUUUCGCCAUUGAU
Messenger RNA from Camellia sinensis, 1836 nucleotides. RefSeq names its product trimethyltridecatetraene synthase. Gene Ontology annotation, molecular function: oxidoreductase activity, acting on paired donors, with incorporation or reduction of molecular oxygen; heme binding; iron ion binding. Lineage: Eukaryota; Viridiplantae; Streptophyta; Magnoliopsida; Ericales; Theaceae. The record is from RefSeq and is a predicted model, not a curated record.